Molecule: messenger RNA, 1004 nt
Organism: Spea bombifrons (plains spadefoot toad)
Lineage: Eukaryota; Metazoa; Chordata; Amphibia; Anura; Pelobatidae
Gene: CNPY1
Product: canopy FGF signaling regulator 1
Exons: 6
Coding region: 185-733 (182 amino acids)
Cellular component (GO): endoplasmic reticulum
Source: RefSeq, a predicted model, not a curated record
GGUGGAAACACCUGUAAUUAUUGUAUUUUUUUCAGUGAAAAACUAUAAAUUACCGUCGGGUUCGUAGAAAAUCUCAUAACCUGCUCGGACUCAAUAGCUGGAUUUAGCUUCUUCGGUUAAAGGGACCCUAACAAAGUUAGCUCUUGUUUCCUGGCUGCAUUUCAACGAGGCGCAGGGUUAAAACAUGGUACCGCUUUGCAUUCACAUUGGAAUUCUAAUAGCUGCCUUCCUAAGUAAUCACGUAGAAGGAAAGAGGGAUCCUAUAUUAUACUGCGGAGCCUGCAGGGCAUUGGUAGAUGAGCUUCUAUAUGAAAUUAGAAAAGUGAACCCUAAGAAGACCGUCGAAGUAGGGUCAUUCAGGAUAAGCCCAGAUGGAACACAGGAGAAGACUAAGGUUCCUUUUGCAAAAUCUGAGCAGUACUUAACAGAAGUUUUGGAACAAAUAUGUGAAAAAAUGGACGAUUAUGGCCUCUACGCGGACCCCGAAACGCAAGAGAAGUCAUACAAAAGGUUUGCUCCAAGAGAUAACGAAGAGUUUGGUUCGUUAGAUUUCAAAAAUUUCCAGUUCAAUCCUGACGAGUCCGGUUCCUUAAAGUUUGCGUGCGAGCGUGUGGUAGAAGAACACGAAGAUGAGAUUUUUUCACUUAUUGCCCACGAGACAGACAAUCUUGCUGACAAGCUCUGCGCCGAAGAAGCAGGCCUAUGCAAAGAAGUUGCACACAGUGAAUUAUAGAAGGCGCAAUUAUACUAGGUCCUGUCACAAAUGUAAAGUAUUUUCUCUUUGUAAUGUUCAUAGCCGAUGUCAAAAUAUUUUAAAAACGUUUCUUUUCCCGUUUGUAGUUUUACUCCGAUCAGGCCGUUCCUCCUAUCCAAACCAACGAUAAAGCUCUGUGUCGAUAAUAGGUAUUGGUCUAUUUACACGUAUAAACCCUAAAAUUGGUCAGUUUUAUAAGAUGAGGGCUAUAUUUUCUGUAUUUGAAAUAAAAUAUUUUUUUUUCAAAUAA